AUGGCGAUUGUUCAAGGUGUCAUAUUUGCUCCGAUGUUACUUGAAUCACUAGUUGGUGGCGGGUCAUCUUCAACAGACAAUUGUAUCAAUAAUGUUCCAUUGGAUAAUCCAGAUUAUAUAUCUAAUAUACGAAUAUCACAUGAUUCUAUUUGUGAUUAUCCUAUUAGUGAUUUAAAUAUAUAUGCAAAUGGAUGUCAUUUCAAUGUAUUACCAUCAAUCGAACCUGUGAAAUUCUCUAUAGAAUUUACAUCACCAGCUACACUUACAACUAUAUCAACAGGUUCACAAACAAAUAUCAAUACAUUUACAAUACAUUUAUUUGAUAAUGAUGGUACAGAUGUUGAAUAUACUUCAACUAUGGUGAAUGAUAUACCUGUUAUAACAGAUAUUCCAAAUAUUCUUGUUACUAGUUUUAAUAUAAGUAUAUUAAGUACAAUUGAUGAACAAUCACCAAAUACUGUUACAUUUGGUUUAACAGCAUGUUUUCCAUUGACAAUCAAUUCAAAUGAAUCCGCUAUAUCAUCGAAUAAUUGCCCACAAGUAUCCUUAACAAAUCAUCCCGAUGUUGAAUUGAUUAUAUUCGAUGAUGGAACUAAUGUGACCAGUGAUCUUGAUCCAGCUGGUAAUGGAUGCAAUCUUAUUUCAACUGGUACUACAAUGACUGUUCUUUUACAUAGUGGUAUGUCAGCAGUAUUCUCAUCGAUUAGUAUAUUAUCACCGAAUGUGAAUCAGAUUGAUGUAGCACUUUUUGAUGAAAUAUCAAAUCAACCGAUAAUACAAUCACCACAAGGAUCGAUACGAUCAUCUAUAACUCUUAAUCCAAGUAUAAAAAAUUUACCUUCAAAUGCAGCAGCUACAUUAGUUAUAACUUUCUUAAAUACUAUCGAUGGACAACCACCACGAAAUGUUAAAUUAUUAGUUAAUGCUUGUUUUCCAACAACAAAUUAUAAUUCUUCAUCCAUUGAAUUACCAAAUGUCUGUAUUGAUUCGUAUCGUCCAUCUCAAGUAAUAUCAAUCGCCAAUAUGUCAUUACCGCCAGAAUAUUAUUCAUCAGAUCAAUGUGUAUGUAUUUGUCAAGCAAACAUUAUUUUACCAACAUCAAGUAAUAUUAUUCAAUAUAAUCCAUUAUCUCAUACAAUCAAUAAACGAUAA
Messenger RNA from Adineta steineri, 1152 nucleotides. Lineage: Eukaryota; Metazoa; Rotifera; Eurotatoria; Adinetida; Adinetidae. The record is from the annotation of a GenBank genome assembly.